CGAGCCGCCGGCACCCGGCUGCGGACAGAGCCGGCGGAGAGCGCCGGCCCCGCGGGCAGCGCCCGCAGCACCAGCAUAUUUCCAGAAAGUGCCUCAAGGAAGCUUCCUUAUGUAGAAAAACCCCACAAGAAGCACAGUGUGCGCUUCCUGGCAACUUGUGAAGCAAAGCUGUCACAAUGGCAGAAAACAAGGACAGCAGUGCGAAAAACGCGGAUGUGAGGCCCAAAAGCAGCCGGAGCAGAAGUGCAGACAGAAAGGAUGGAUAUGUCUGGAGUGGGAAGAAACUCUCCUGGUCCAAGAAAAGUGAGCACUGUCCUGAUGUUGAAACAGCAAAUGCUGCAGGAAGGUCAGGGACUAAUUUAAGGAGCCAAGAGAGGAAGUACAGCUGCUCAUCCAUCGAGCUGGAUCUAGACCGGUCCUGUGGCCACAGGUUUUUGGGCCGGUCUCUCAAACAGAAGCUGCAGGAUGCUGUGGGUCAGUGCUUUCCCAUAAAGAACUGCAGCAGCCGGCACGCCUCCAGUCUGCCAUCCAAAAGGAAAAUCCAUAUCAGCGAGCUGAUGCUGGAUAAGUGUCCUUUCCCUCCGCGCUCGGAGCUGGCUUUCCGGUGGCACUUGAUCAAAAGGCACACGGCCCCUGUAAGUCCAAAGGCAGAAGAGUGGAUAAUUGCUGAUUUAUCCCAGCACGAGGAAAGGGAGGAUCAGCUGCGAGACGAGGACGUUGCCAACGGGGGAAUGGACUCUCCCUCCCCAUCCUGUGACUUCACGGACAGCAGUUCCUCUCGGGGUGAGCCGAGGCCUGAGCUGGUGACAGGUAAGGUGGCAAGGAGCAGUAGAGAUGAGAGCGACAUGGACUCCGAUGAUGAAGUCAUAACUCUGUGCACAAGUUCUCGAAAACGAAACAAGCCCAAGUGGGAAACGGAUGACGAGCUGCUACGGAUGGAAACGCCCCCGAAAUACCACACCCAGAUCGAUUAUGUCCACUGCCUAGUGCCAGACCUCCUCCAGAUCAACAACAAUCCCUGCUACUGGGGAGUCAUGGAUAAAUACGCAGCUGAGGCGCUUCUGGAAGGAAAGCCAGAGGGAACGUUUCUGUUGAGAGACUCUGCCCAGGAGGACUAUUUGUUCUCCGUGAGCUUCAGGCGCUACAGUCGCUCCCUCCACGCCCGGAUAGAGCAGUGGAAUCACAACUUCAGCUUUGAUGCCCAUGAUCCCUGUGUCUUCCAUUCUCCUGACAUCACAGGACUCCUAGAACACUACAAAGAUCCGAGUUCCUGUAUGUUCUUUGAACCACUUUUAUCCACUCCCCUGAACAGGACCUUUCCCUUCUCUCUCCAGCAUAUAUGUAGAACGGUCAUUUGCAACUGUACAACUUACGAUGGUAUCGAUGCACUUCCCAUUCCUCCCUCGGUGAAGCUGUAUCUGAAGGAAUAUCAUUAUAAGUCAAAAGUUAGAGUGCUCAGGAUUGAUGUACCAGAGCAGCAAAGCUAGAAAAUAUUUUUGUGAAAGAAAUUUUCUCUGAACAGACAAUAGUAUGUUCAAUCUCUUUUCCUUCUAGGUUUUUUGGGAUUUUUUUUAAUAGCAACUUAUUUUUUUCCUUUUUCUGCAUAUUAUUUACCACCCAAACUAGUCUCUGUUUAAAUGUACUUUUGAGUCUUCACAGCUCUCUUUUUUAGAAAUUAUAUUCAUUGUGGGCUUUUGGAACAGUCCCUAGGUUAGAGUUUUACGGAAUUCCAGGUAGGCUUUCUGGUAUUUCUAUAGAUGGAUAGUCGUUAGAUCUAAAACCCCCUGAAAAUCAGUUUUGAACUUGAUCUGUCUUUUCUAUUGUAGUUGACACGUGUUGCUGACAUGAUUUAAAUAAUUCACUGUUAACUAAAGAUUGACUCAUCUGUAUUUUCUGCAUUUCUUUUAAAAUGAGUGCUCUAGC
Molecule: messenger RNA, 1923 nt
Organism: Pseudopodoces humilis (Tibetan ground-tit)
Lineage: Eukaryota; Metazoa; Chordata; Aves; Passeriformes; Paridae
Gene: SOCS4
Product: suppressor of cytokine signaling 4
Biological process (GO): intracellular signal transduction; negative regulation of epidermal growth factor-activated receptor activity; phosphatidylinositol phosphate biosynthetic process
Cellular component (GO): phosphatidylinositol 3-kinase complex
Molecular function (GO): 1-phosphatidylinositol-3-kinase regulator activity
Source: RefSeq, a predicted model, not a curated record